AUGAAGAAAACUGGCACUGGAAUAAGCCCAGGCAAUGACAAGUGCUGUCAAACAGAAUCACUGUGGCACUGCAGUCAGCUAACUUCAAUCCAACAAGAGGGCUGUGACCAACCCCAAGUGCAUGUUAUUGAGCCAGGAGAUCCACCUCUACUUCAACAGCAGCUCCAGACUUCCAAAUCAGGAAUUCAUCAAAUUAUUGAGUGCUUUCGCUCAGGUACACCCCAGCUCAGGCACAUGUUGUUAAAAGAAGUUGACACCAUCUUUGAAUGCAAGCUCUGCCGAAGUCUUUUCCGUGGCCUUCCCAAUCUGGUGACGCACAAAGAGUUCUACUGCUUUUCUGGUCAUCGGGAGCGAGAUGAUUCAUCAGAGCCAAACAGUCAGAACCAGGUCAUCAAAGACUUUCUAGAGGCAAUCUACCCACAAGAAAAGCAAGAGCAAGUAAUUCGACUGGAGGUUAUAGAGUCCAACCCUAACGCAGUUUUUCAACAUCUGUCUGUUGAGGGCUUUGAUGAGAAUGAAAAUGAGAAUGAGAAUGAGAAUGAGAAUGCGACUCCAUCCACUAAUUCCCAGCCCUCAGAACCAGGACAGCAGAAAAAGCAUCGCCGGAAGCCUGCUACAGCUCCAAAAAAGAUUGAACAGCAAGAUCUCGAGUACACUGAUGAUGACGACAUGGAUACAGCAUCUGUAAAAUCUGCAGAUAGGGAAGAUUCUGAAUUCCAAGAAACAAAAAAUACAGAACAGGACAAAAGUGGGGAAGAUGAAGAGUCUGGCGCUCAAAUAGUUUGUUGCCUCUGUCAAAAGGAAUUUAGCUCGAGAAGCAGCAUUCGCCGCCACUGCCGCAAGAUGCACCGACAGAAGCUGGAGGAGCUGUGCAAAUUUACAGAGACUCGCACUGUACCCAUCAGCUUGCUGUCUAUGGUAAAGACCAAGAAUGCAGAAGAUUCUUCACCAGCUCCUAGCAAGAAUUGCCCUGUCUGCCAAAAGUCUUUUGCCACCAAGGCUAAUGUCCGGCGCCACUUUGAUGAGGUUCACAGGGGUUUAAAACGAGACUGCAUUACACCUGACAUAGCUACUCGACCUGGGCAACUGCUCAUGCUUGAAAGUUCACCAGUUCCCCCUAAACCACCUAGCCCUUCUCCCAAGCCAGAGCAAAAGGAGUACAGUUUAGCAACAUGUCGUUGCAGACUGUGUAAGAGGAAGUAUAGCUCCCAACUUAUGCUAAGAAGGCACAUGCGCAUUGUCCAUAAGAUUCACACCUCUGAAAAAGGAUCUUACACCAGCCGUGUCCUUUUUUCAAGAAAUAACAAGAUAAAGUCUGAACCCAGUGAUGAGGGUUGCCCAAGCAAAAGUGUUUCUUCUUCCUCUAGUACAUCUUCUACAAAUGAUACAGAUCUUCAGAUAAAAAUCCCAGAGGACUGUGGAAACCUCCCAUUCAGUUUUGACUUUAAGCAGUUGUAUUGCUGGUUAUGCAAGCGACAGUUCAGCACCAGUCAGAACCUGACCAAGCACAUCACUGAGCUACACAUGGAUGGGAACGACAGCAUCUACAUUAAGUUUUACUGCUGUCCGAUAUGCAAAUAUGAGUCCCGGAGAAAACGGGACGUCAUUCGGCACAUUACUGUGGUUCACAAGAAGUCCUCCCGUUAUCUCGCCAAGAUCAUGCCUGCGCUGGAAAGUCGUGCAGUGAAAAAGCCAGCUGAGGCUGUGCUAAACAAGAAUCUGCCUUCAAAAGAGGAAAACCAUGUUGCAACGUCCAGCACACAGAUAAAACCAGAGCCAGUGACGCCGGCUACAGUCAGUCAACAGGACUCCUCUUCGUCUUCUGUUAAGAAAAGCGAAUCCUCUGUCUACCAAAACACGCGAAAGAAUUCUGCCCUCACGUCACUUAACACUGAGAAACGCGAACAGGAACAAUCACAGCCUGCCAAAGUAUGUAAACAAGAAAAGAAACCUCAAGAGCCAAAGAACCCACAUGUUACUCGGAGCCACAAACCCACCAGAGGAACUCCCAUCACUCGAAGCCAGGAGUCUAGCACAGAGGUGAGGGUUACAAAGAACUUUUCCCUGCACGGAUGUGAUAUGUGCAGUCGGGCAUUUGCCAAAAAGGUAUUUCUUGAGACACACAGACGAAGCCAUAAGACCAGCAUUAAUACCGCAGCUGGAGGCACAAAGGUACAGGGAAGAAGUACACGGUCAAAGGCACUCAUAUGGUGA
Molecule: messenger RNA, 2214 nt
Organism: Trichomycterus rosablanca
Lineage: Eukaryota; Metazoa; Chordata; Actinopteri; Siluriformes; Trichomycteridae
Gene: znf800a
Product: zinc finger protein 800a
Exons: 4
Coding region: 1-2214 (737 amino acids)
Source: RefSeq, a predicted model, not a curated record